Messenger RNA from Tetrapisispora phaffii CBS 4417, 1677 nucleotides. It is a transcript of the gene DCR2, whose product is annotated as phosphoprotein phosphatase. Gene Ontology annotation, molecular function: phosphoprotein phosphatase activity. The record is from RefSeq and is a predicted model, not a curated record. The coding region runs from base 1 to 1677 and encodes 558 amino acids. NCBI's taxonomy places the organism in Eukaryota, Fungi, Ascomycota, Saccharomycetes, Saccharomycetales, Saccharomycetaceae. The transcript has a single exon. Gene Ontology annotation, cellular component: cytoplasm.
AUGAUAAGAUUUAACAGACGGUUCACCAAAUUGUACCUACCUUUGGUUGUCUUCACAGUGACAAUCUGGUUCCUGUUUUUUCACAACGCCGAAAAUAUCGAUAGAAACGCUGACCUGCUUGUCUUUGAUAAAUAUACUGGCAGAAAAGGCAAUAUUGUUAUCAAUGCCGGUGUUAUUAGGUGUAUCAGCAUACUAGGGGCCAGUUGGUGUCCUUCGGUAAUCAGUUCUGCUGGAGUUAAACAUGGACGUUCUUAUAGAACAAUAGUGAAGAAAGAUUUGGAUUUUUACAGUUCUUCGUUGAAUAUUUUCAAGAAAUAUUUCUUCUAUGACUCGGUCAACGUUGGGCCACUGCUCAAAGUGAAGAACUUCAAGUAUAUUUCUGAUAUCGUUUCUAAAAAGGCUUUAGAGUCCCAAGAACUAGGUGAAAAUGUAGAAAAGAAACAUUUAUUGGAAGACACAUAUGCAAUUGUUUCAAAGUUGACAAGUCCAGAGACAUUUGAACCAAUUGCUGAUGUCGAUGUAUUGUAUAACUUGGAAUUCGAUCCAAGACCUGGUUGGAAAUUGGUAGAUGGAAUAACCAUAAAUGCAUUGACAAAAUUCUCUAUCUAUAAACAUAUGCCAGCAUCUGACAAGAUCACAUCAACGAAGGACCGUACUUUAGUUUUGAAGCAGGACUCUGCAAAGUAUAAAAUUGUUCAAUUGGCAGACAUGCACUUUUCCAUAACUGAUGGUGAGUGUCAUGAUGAAUUCCCACCAACUGAUGACUGUAAAGCAGAUAGGAAAACACAAGUAUUUAUUGAUAAAGUUUUGGAUUUGGAACAACCAGAUUUGGUCAUUUUUACAGGUGAUCAGAUAAUGGGUGACCAGUGCAAAAAGGACUCGAAAAGUGCAUUAUUGAAAGUAGUAGGUCCGAUCAUUGCAAGAAAAAUUAAAUGGGCUAUGGUAUGGGGGAAUCAUGACGAUGAAGGUUCUCUUGACCGUUUUGAAUUAUCUCAGCUUGCUGCAUCACUACCAUAUUCAACAUUCAGAAUUAAUGCAGGUAUUGAUACUUUGGAUACCACAUUUGGUAUUGGUAAUUACGUUCAAAAAAUAUAUAAAGAAGAGAAGAAUAAACCGGAUUCAUACAUUCCAAUUGGGUCCUUGAUAUUUAUGGACUCCCAUAAAUAUUCUAAAUCACCAAAAUCCUUUCCAGGAUACGAUUGGAUUAAACCAUCACAAUAUAAUUACAUUGGAAAACAUUACGGAUUAAAGACACCUUUAAAUAUGGCAUUUUUCCAUAUUCCAUUGCCUGAGUAUCUAAAUAUAAAAUCAGAAAGUACUGGAAAAGAAAAUAAAAUUGUAGGUAGUGGAAGAGAAGGUGUAACGGCACCAAAAUACAAUUCCGGUACUUUAGAAUUUUUAAAGAAGGAGUUAAAUGUCCAGUUAAUCUCUGUCGGUCAUGACCAUUGCAAUGACUACUGUCUAUCCAACGAUGAUUAUGGUAGUAAGUCAUGGCUAUGUUACGGAGGUGGAGCUGGUGAAGGUGGAUAUUCCGGUUAUGGGGGGACUGAGCGUAGAAUUAGAGUUUUUGAAAUUGAUUUUGAUAAGUUAAGUAUAGAAACUUGGAAAAGAAAACAGACUAAUUCACAAGAUACGUUUGACCAUCAAGAAUUGGUCUCUGGUGGAAUUGCUGUUUAA